AUGUCAUCACGAAUGCAGACACCAAUCACCAUGGACGAACAACCAUACACCACCCCCGACGAGGACCCAUUCAGCGUUUCACCCUACGUUCCCGAGCGGACCGUCCAACACCGCCGGUCUAGCAUGCUGGUCAAGUGGAUAUCCGAACAACAGUCUCAGGCAUCCGAGAAUGCUGAGACAGAGCCGCUCGAUAUUCCGCGGCCGUAUUUUGCCAGCCCUGGCGUGCCCGCCUCGUCCAGCAAUCCCUACCUCGCCUAUCCCGACCUGCCUCGUGUGUCCACCCCCAUGGAAUCAAACACGGGCGAUGCAGAUUCCAUAAUUAGUUAUGACCUUGUCGAUGAUGAUGAUAUUCCUGCCAAUGCCAUUCUGGAGCCUUCUACGCCCGAGGAACAUGUCACCCCUCUUCCCCCGCGCACUCAUAAAUCUUCGAGACAUUCUCUUACCCCCUCUUUCCGCACCCUCAACCUCAAUUUCCGCUCCAGCACUCCGACCAGCCCCUCCUCUUCCAGUAUGGAUGGAACUUCGCGUGCCUUCUCGCGUCUUUCAUUCCUUCCCCGCACUCCUCGUUCAGCCGGCCCGGCACUACCGUCAGAGGCAGGAACCCCACAACCACACAAUCGAUCAUCUAGUCUCUCGACUCUGAGCUUUAGCUCGUCGCAGCGUGUUCGGCCGCUCUCAGCCUCCACGUCUUCAAAAUGGCGGCCUACUGUCCUUGGCCACUUCCACCAGCCGUCUGCAUCCCAGUCCUCCAUAACCAUGUCUGACGGGCAAAAUACAACGCCAUCAAGACCUAGUAUAUCUUCAGGCGACACCUUUCUGACUUCAGACACCUCUCAAGCUACGACCACAACUCUUGAUAGCAUUAUUCCGAUUUCGCCUUCUAAAACCUCUUUUUUCGAUUCUAUUCGACUCCGUGGUAACCGGUCUCCGAAAGCCAGUUCAACAUUCUCGCUAGCAUCUUCGUCGUCCGUCCGGCUCUCGGCUCAGCAAACGAUUGGCGUCAAUCAACAAGCCUCGAACUUCGACACAGGAUUCCAAAAGACCGUGUCUCGACGUAGUGCCUUUGCUCCAAAGCCUGGGUCGAUACUCGAUAAUCGGGAUAACGAUGAAGACCUAGACCCUCCGCCCACCUACCGCCUCAAGCGGCAUGAGCCGAUACGAGCGUCGAUUCCCCACUCAUCAGGCGGAUCGCUACCGCGGGUCAAAUUCUCUUCGCUCAACUCGAGGACGCAGCGGAAGAAAAAGAAGUUGAUUGUCAGUGGAAUCGGAGCGGCUGAAGUUCGGAAAUUCGAAGGCGUUAAACGGUGGUGCGAGAGUUUUGGAGAGUUACGGCAGAUCAGCCGUAUGCCUAAUGGAGACCUUCAGAUUGAUUUUAGGGACCCAGAAGUCGCAGAUACGGUCUGCCGUGUACGGGCUAAAGUGUUCAUCGCUGGUGUCGGCAGUGUGCAGCUCUCCUGGGUCGCCGGUCAUAAACGAUAA
This is a messenger RNA of Cyclocybe aegerita, 1479 nucleotides long. The record is from the annotation of a GenBank genome assembly. Lineage: Eukaryota; Fungi; Basidiomycota; Agaricomycetes; Agaricales; Hemipholiotaceae.